Messenger RNA from Fusarium fujikuroi IMI 58289, 1074 nucleotides. RefSeq lists its product as uncharacterized. Lineage: Eukaryota; Fungi; Ascomycota; Sordariomycetes; Hypocreales; Nectriaceae. The transcript has 2 exons. Bases 1 to 1074 code for a protein of 357 amino acids. The record is from RefSeq and is a predicted model, not a curated record.
AUGGCAACUUGGAAGGUUCUUCCUUCAAAUGCGGAUCGCGGUACCAAACCUUCCAUCCUCGUCAUCGCGCUCCAACUUCAACUGGCGUUUUCUGCAACUUGCAAUUACCACCACUGUGCUGGCACUCAUACGCCACUUCCCUUUUACGCAACCACACGAAGCGACUUUCCUGCAAGACUCGACAUGUCUUCCUACUCUCACAGCAGAGAAGAGGGCCGCGACCCAAGAGGUGAUGAAUCACAAUACUCUAGCUACGGCGACGACAACGUAGCCCCUCGCCUUCGACGAGGCCUCAACCAUGCACAGAGAACAAGUCUCCAACUUCUUGACGCGCAAAAGGAAUCGAGUGAGCGCAUCCGUGAGCUCGAAGACAACAACCACAGCCUUCAGGAAGAAGUCGCAAAUAUGCGUGCCCAACUUUCGUUUGCCACUGGUACAAUCAUCAAUGAAAUCCAAGACAAGGUCGACACUGCUACGUUCGCAGGAUCCACGGUACACUCGCUCAAGAAGCAAGUGGCCGAUCAAACCGACACUAUCCAGCAAUUAAAGACCUACAACAAGAGGCUGAUCACUGAGAUCGUGCGACUCAAUAGCCAGAGCAAGAAAAAGAGAAAGUCCUCCAAAUCCUCAAAGAUAAAGAAAGAAAAGCCUGAUCACCACGUUGAACCUUUCGAUGCCGAUGCAGCAGCCACCACCCCCUCUCCUAUCACUGCCACUGCCCAGGCUCCAGCUCAUGAACCGUCAGCGCAGGUAUGUGAACCAUACGUGAUUACAGAUGUCAUGCGAGAGCGUCUGAUUGAAGACGGGCACCUUACUUUGAGUGUGAUGGCCCAGUUCCAACAGGCUCUUUCCAAGAGAAACAACGAAGGGAAGAACCUGUUUGAGUUUAUUCAUCAAGGCAGGACCGGUCGCUACUAUUGUUUUCACGAAGUUUGCGAAAAGGGGCCUCGUGCUUCGGUUGAGCAGCGCUUGGCUAAUGGUGGAUGCAAACUCGGAAGUGACAAAUGCAACUUUUUGGUUAAGGCGGUCAGUGUUGGGUCUCAUAGGAAGCUUCAGAUCUACAAUCCUGCUUGA